Molecule: messenger RNA, 1938 nt
Organism: Mus caroli (Ryukyu mouse)
Lineage: Eukaryota; Metazoa; Chordata; Mammalia; Rodentia; Muridae
Gene: Slc35e3
Product: solute carrier family 35 member E3
Source: RefSeq, a predicted model, not a curated record
CGGACCCGCUCGGAGGGUGGCGGCCUAUUACCUCGCAGCGCAGCGACCGGGACCCGGCUGGCGCAUGCCUGUCUCGGGCCGGACCGUGGAGCGGACGGCUGCGGGCGCGCGGCGGCGGAGAGCCGGGGCAGCGGGAGAGCAUCCGAGCGCCCCGCGGGGAGGCUGGACAGCCCGGGCUCGGCCGAGGACGCUGCUCCGCAGCCGGCGGGCAUCAUGGCAUCGCUGGCGGACCGGGUCCGGGGCAACGGGCGCAUCGCCGCCGGGCUCCUGUUCAACCUGCUGGUGUCCAUCUGCAUCGUGUUCCUCAACAAAUGGAUCUAUGUACACCACGGCUUCCCCAACAUGAGCCUGACCCUGGUGCACUUCGUGGUCACCUGGCUGGGCUUGUACAUCUGCCAGAAACUGGACAUCUUUGCCCCCAAAAGUCUGCCGCUCUCCAAGCUCCUCCUCCUGGCCCUCAGCUUCUGUGGCUUUGUGGUCUUCACCAACCUUUCUCUGCAGAACAACACCAUAGGCACCUAUCAGCUGGCCAAGGCCAUGACCACGCCGGUGAUCAUAGCCAUCCAAACCUUCUGGUACCAGAAGAGAUUCUCCGUCAGAAUACAGCUCACGCUGAUUCCUAUUACUGUAGGUGUAAUCCUAAAUUCUUAUUACGAUGUGAAGUUUCAUUCCCUUGGAAUGGUGUUUGCCGCCCUUGGUGUGGUAGUCACGUCCCUUUAUCAAGUGUGGGUCGGAGCCAAGCAGCACGAACUGCAGGUGAACUCCAUGCAGCUACUUUACUACCAGGCCCCCAUGUCUUCUGCCAUGCUACUGGUGGCUGUGCCCUUCUUCGAGCCAGUGUUUGCAGAGGGAGGAAUAUUUGGUCCCUGGUCAGUUUCUGCUUUGCUUAUGGUACUGCUGUCUGGAGUAAUCGCUUUCAUGGUGAACUUAUCGAUUUACUGGAUCAUUGGGAACACGUCACCAGUCACAACAACCUUAGUUGCUGAAAGCACAGUAAAUUCACUUGUUUUGAGAUGGGCCUCCCGCAGCCAAGGCUGGCCUGGAUAUGUAACCGAGAUUGAUAUAGUCUUCCUGCCUUUACCUCCAGAGCACCUGGCUUACAGCUGUGAGGCACAACACCCAGCUAACUGUUGAACUUUUAAGGUUUCCCUUUUCCAACCUAAUAUUCUGUACCUAGCGUGCACUCUCCGUUUCCUGUUUCUUCAGUUAGAAAUCAAGUCUACAUUCAUUGCGGGACAGGAGUGGGUGGGUCUUACCAGUCACCCUGGGAGACACAGAAUCAGUCUGAGAUCUUCUAGGACUCCCUGUGGCAAUGGCGGGCCUCCUGAUCUGUCUCUGGCUGGAGCUGAAGAGCCAAGCCAACCCCCACAGCCUGUACAUCUUAGAGAAUUAUGGAGAGACUCGUUGACCACAACUGUAAGAGUCAAAAAAUAAACGUUCACGCAGAUAGUGUUUCGCUUGCACCUACGUCUGUACCACAAGCACGGCUGGUUCUCGCAGAGGCCAGAAGAGGGCAUUCCACACCCUGGAACUAGAGUUACAGAGGGCUUGGGAGCCACCAUGGGGAUCCUGGGGAAAGAACCAAGCCCUCUUCAAGAGCAGCAAGGACUCUUAACUGCUGAGCCGUCUCCAGCCCUCAGAAUAUACAACAAAAAUGUGGGAAGGGGAAAAAGAAAAAAGACUGGAUUUUGUUUGAAACAUUCAUAUUUGCUCGCAUCUACUCUAAAGGUUUAAGUGAGCCAGUUUCUCUUUAUUACCUUGUAGUCAGGGCAGAUCCUGUGCCAUCUCAUCUGUGGAACUUGAUCAAAGUUGAAGACUCUUAUAUCAUUUGAUCCAAGGGACAGAGAUGGUGAGGUGGCUGGUUGUGCCUCAUUCCAACUCUUUUGUUUGUUUGUUUGGUUUUCAAGACAGGGUUUCUUUGUGUACCCUUGGCUGUCC